UCUUUAUUUUAAAGCCCGCAAACGAAUGUAUAUCUCACUUUUACUCCUGCAAUUGCCGCCCAUAUGCAAAAAGUACAUUCAGUCCCGUACUUGACUGCCAUGAGUGCUCGUUGAGCGGACGGGCUGCCGCUGCUGCGGCUGCGGGAGUGCGGGACGCCGGCUGGAAGGCGUUUAAACGCCACCGAACCACGUCGCGCGUCCCGUUUCUGCCGGAACGUACUUUUCUCACAUUGCUCCGACUUUCCUGUUGGAGCGCGGCCGUUCUGAUGGGACGUGUUGGCAAUUAGCGUGUGGCACAUUCCUCGCACCGCCAGGCGUUGUGGUGCACGAGCAGCACCGGCUGGAGCCAAAAAGUCAGUGGAUCGGGUAAAUAAUUAAGGAGCAGCUCCUGAUACUCAGGUCUUUCUCCUCUUCGGGCCCGCGAGGCUGCUCCCGCCCCCCGAGCUUUGAUGCCCACACGUUUUGAGGCAGGUGCACAGACACAGGCAUGAGUAACAGUGGGACCAGAGAGCCGUCUCCCCAGCCCAGCACGGCCCAGUCUCCUCCUGAGCCCCAGCGCCGGGGCAGGGGUCGGCCCCGCAAGCAGCAGCAGGAGCCCGUUGGGCCGCCGACUCCAAAGCGACCAAGAGGACGACCCAAAGGCAGCAAGAACAAAGGGCCCAGAGCUGCACUGAAGAAAGUCGAGCCUGUCGGCGAGAGACGGCCGCGUGGGCGACCGAGGAAAUGGCCCCAGAAAGUAGUUCAAGAAGCACCUGAGGAGCAGCAGGGCCCGUCGGAGGAGGCCGAGGAGGGCCCGUCGCAGGCCGAGCCCUCGUCAUCUCAGGUUCCAGCCCAGGAGGAAGGGGAGUAGUGGGACAGCUACCUCAAACAAAGCGGGGUAAAGCCUGGCUCCUCGUCUACGACGGGGACUCAGGAACACACACAUAAAUCAAAACGAGACAAGAGAGAUCAGACUUUAGUUUCUUCUCCAGCGGGAUUUUCUUCAGAUCUGAUGUUGUACCGGGAAUAUGGCGAUUCGCGAGUUCGGUGAACAGACUCCGUUUUAAAGAAUUUGAUGGUUAUCAGUGACAUUUAAAGGAAAUAGAUGUUGGGGAAAUAACUUUCACGUCUGCGUGUUCAAAAUGCAGCCAGAAGCCGAUUAGCUCAGCUUAGCACAAAGUCGAGAAGCAGGGAAACGGCCGUCUGCCUCAGAUGGACGUCCACAAUCUACCUACUAACAUCCACUAAUAUCUCUCUAUUCUAUUUAAUGUGUAAAAAGGUGUAAAAAAAAAAAGGUGCAUCUGAGUUUUAAAGAUCAACUGUUUGUUAUCGCUAAGCAGAAUCCACCCAGCUGUUUCCCUGAACUUCCAGUCCUUUAUGCAAAGCUGCUACUGUGAAGCAUAUUUUCCAAAAAAAAGGCCUAUUUCUUUAAACCUAACUUAUUGAAACGUGUUUCUAACUCAUGAAAUCGGAGCAAGACGUUGACUUUUUUUUUUUUUAGCAAUGUUACAAAUAGACACACGCGCUGACGCUCUUAUUGUGAAAGUAGAUGUGAAGGGUUUCGUUCCAAAGUGCAGGAUCUGACUGAGCUCAACGCUCGAAGGCAAACGUGAAGGACGGCAUUGGCUCGAACAUCAGUGCGAGCACAAGACUGUUCAUUAUCCUGGUGAAAUGAAUCAUUUUCCUACCAAGCAGUAGCUUGUUUAGGACCGGCUCAGUUGGAUUUGUCGUUUUGGAAAGACACCUUUCAUAAAUACUGUAGUCAACAACCGUGUUGACGUGUCAUUUUGCCACACUCAGGAUUUUACUAUUACAGUGCUUUUACACCAUAUCGAAACCUCAGGUACAAAAGUAUUCAGGAAAGCGUUGUCAGUCUGCUCCGUAAUAAUUGUUGUGCGGUGUUUGUUGUGUUUCUGAUCUGUAUUUGACAUUACCAGUAUGCCUUGACACAGAGACCUCAUGUAAACCUCAGUUAGACGCUCUCCUUCUACCUCAGUAACACGCAGGACAGACGAUCACCAGCAAACGGAUCCUCGUAUGAGGUUCACGUAUGACGUACAACACAGGCACGCGGUUUCAGCUCCACACGCAAACACGGGCACGUCACGCUCCAGCAGAGGAGUCCAACAAAAAGCAGCGGGGUCAUUUUUAAAAACUGUAAAGUGAGGUUUGUUCCCACGGGAAAUAAAACGCAGCCCAUAGUUUACAACAACUUGAUGAAAUACUUGCUUUUUAGGUGUAGUUUGAAAUAUUAGUUGAAUUAUUUUUGUCUUUCUUUUUGGCAGUUUUGUUACUCCUUUCUGAUUUUUAUUACAUCAUGUGUUUUCUGACUCUUACACUGUAAAUUGUAUGUGUGACACUCUCUUAAUUCAUGUGAUAUGAAAGGAAGGGCAGCAAAAAACCUCGCAGUGCAGAAAUAAAUGACAGGUAUUACUUUGAGAGAAUCACUAACGAAAUUGUGGGUAAUAACUAAAUAAAAAAGGACAGAGAAUAUAACUUUUACAUUAUGUAUUAGGUGGCAUCUAUGUACUGUAGAUGUAGCAGCAAAACCUUUUUACUUUGUAUGUUUUCUCUUUUGUUUUGUUUGUCUGAGCGACCGUCUUCCAUUAAAUAACAACCCAUUCAUA
Messenger RNA from Betta splendens (Siamese fighting fish), 2606 nucleotides. RefSeq names its product high mobility group AT-hook 2b. NCBI's taxonomy places the organism in Eukaryota, Metazoa, Chordata, Actinopteri, Anabantiformes, Osphronemidae. The transcript has 6 exons. Gene Ontology annotation, biological process: regulation of DNA-templated transcription. Gene Ontology annotation, molecular function: transcription coregulator activity; DNA binding. The coding region runs from base 488 to 850 and encodes 120 amino acids. Gene Ontology annotation, cellular component: nucleus; chromatin. The record is from RefSeq and is a predicted model, not a curated record.